AAUUCGGUGACGUCAACACACACGGACGUCGGUGUCGUGUGGCACACCACGCAAACCGCAUCCGCUUAAAUCCCCUCUUGCUAGCUCGCUCGUUCGCUACUUCUCUCUCAUGGCGGACAAGGACAGCGUUAAUGCAAACCGUCCAUCCAUCGACCCCAUCACGGGCUUCUGCGCUGCAACCAAGACCUUCCACAGUAUCCGUCCAACAAUUCCUCUCCCUCCUCUCUCCCUCCCCCUCUCCUCCGGCUCCUACUCUCUCUCUCUCCUCCUCUCUUCAUCUCCACUCCCUUCAUCUCCCGCUCUCAUCGACUCAACCUCCGGACAGACCCUCUCCUACCACGAUUUCAUCCUCCGCGUACAAUCCCUGUCCUCCGCACUCAAACCCCUCCUCUCCCGAGGACAGACUGCUCUCAUCCUCGCCACUCCGUCUCUCCACAUCCCUGUCCUCUACUUCUCUCUCCUCUCCCUCGGCGUCGUCGUCUCCCCUUCCAACCCCGCUUCCACUCCUCCCGAGAUUUCCCGCCAAAUCCACAUCAGCCGCCCUGUCAUUGCCUUCGCCACGUCAGCGUCUGCGCCAAAGCUCCCUCCCUCCCUCCCUACCAUCCUUCUCGACUCCCCCCUCUUCCUCUCCAUGAUCGCACCACGUGGCGCCUCGGUUGCCGUCAAUCCCGCCUCGGAUGAGCCCAACCAGUCGGAUGCCGCGGCGAUCCUAUACUCGUCGGGGACGACCGGUAAAAUAAAGGGAGUGGUGCUGACCCACCGGAAUAUCAUAUCACUUUUGGCCGGGAUCUACGCCGUCAGGCAGGAAAGGGCGCCGCCGGCGGUUGUGCUGGUGACGAUGCCGCUGUUCCAUAUGGUCGGUUUGUUCUACUGUUUGAAGGCGGUGUCGAUGAGAGAGACGGUGGUGAUGAUGGAGAGGUUUGAGGUGGGGAAGAUGGUGAGGGCGGUGGACGAGUUCCAGGUCACGCACUUGUCAGCAGCGCCGCCAGUGGUGUUGGCAAUGACGAAAGGGGAUAUGGUGGAUCCGUACAGGUUGAGGUCGCUCAAGUGGGUGCUCUCCGGCGGAGCGCCCCUAGGCAAAGAGGUGAUCGAGCGGUUCAAGUCCAGGUUCCCAGCCGUCCAACUAGGCCAGGGGUAUGGAAUGACGGAGACGACUGGACCAAUUUUCCGGCCAACCUCACCGGAAGAAACCCAGCACUAUGGUUCGGUGGGGCGGCUUUCAGCCUACAUGGAAGUGAAGAUCAUGGAUCCUGCAACCGGCAUUGCUUUGCCUCCAUGCAAGCAAGGAGAGCUUUGGGUUAGAGGCCCUACAAUCACCAGAGGUUAUGUUGGAGAUGAAGUGGCAACGGCCGCAGCAUUUGAUUCCGAAGGGUGGUUGAAAACUGGCGAUCUUUGUUACAUGGACAACGAUGGAUUUCUGUUCGUCGUCGAUAGGUUGAAAGAAUUAAUUAAGUACAAGGCUUACCAGGUUCCUCCAGCAGAAUUGGAGCACUUGCUUCAAUCACACCCAGAAAUCACUGAAGCGGCUGUGAUUCCGUACCCAGAUGAAGAAGCGGGACAAGUGCCCAUGGCCUUUGUGGUGAGAAAACCUCAAAGCACCCUCGACGAUAAGCAAGUCAUGGAUUUUGUCACCAAACAGGUUGCACCAUACAAGAAAAUACGGCGAGUUUCAUUUAUUGAUUCCAUACCCAAGACUGCGGCUGGCAAAAUUCUAAGGAAGGAUUUGGUAAAGCUUGCAACCUCAGCCUCUGCGCCCUCAAAAUUAUAAAUAAUUCUACUGUUUAUGAUAUUUCCUUUGUUUAAUACUGCAAUUAAACUGAAUUUUUUAAAGUGGCUUUUAAGCUUUUCAAUUUCAGAAAAUACAUCUGUGGCAAGAGUUUGGUGUUGAGUAACCUAUCCUAACUGGGUAUCGCUUGUUGGUAUCUAGAAAAUGACAGAAGAACAGUGCUAUUUGUAGGGUUUUGCUGGAAUUGAAAUUCUAGAUAGCUUUUCAUUGCUAUUUAUAGGGUA
This is a messenger RNA of Magnolia sinica, 2010 nucleotides long. Its product is annotated as 4-coumarate--CoA ligase-like 9. NCBI's taxonomy places the organism in Eukaryota, Viridiplantae, Streptophyta, Magnoliopsida, Magnoliales, Magnoliaceae. Gene Ontology annotation, molecular function: CoA-ligase activity. The transcript has 6 exons. The coding region runs from base 110 to 1768 and encodes 552 amino acids. The record is from RefSeq and is a predicted model, not a curated record.